AUGGUCGCCGUGGCCCGCCCUGACAAGCCCUGCGAUAGCUGUGAGCCCAAGACGGACGCCGAGACUGGCAAAAUGUGUGCCAGCAAUGAGACCAUUGUUUGCACCGGCAAUGGCGGCAGUGGUCUGAUCACUCUGGGUAAUGUCUUGCCAGGCGCUCUCGGAGAGAGCUGUGCCGCUGGCGACGUCUACUGCUGCGAUCACGAUGCCACUUCGGAUGGCAACCUGGUUAACUUGGAUGUUAAUGCUCAAUGCUCGCUCAACCACGUUCUAUAA
Molecule: messenger RNA, 273 nt
Organism: Penicillium manginii
Lineage: Eukaryota; Fungi; Ascomycota; Eurotiomycetes; Eurotiales; Aspergillaceae
Exons: 2
Coding region: 1-273 (90 amino acids)
Source: RefSeq, a predicted model, not a curated record